UCUGCAGGGCGUACUAAACCCGGGGCUGCGUUUGCAAGAUGGCUGCGUCCAUGGCAGGAUGGUUGAAACCUUGGACGCCCAGAGUGUUCCUGGUAAGAUGGAGCAGAUACAACCCCUACUAUCUGGAGCCAGAGGUGAAGAAGGAGGCAUACAGCCUACCAGAGACAGAACUGACUGCUGAAGAGAAGGAGCACCGCAAGCUCAAAGAACUCCGACCCAUCAAAGCAGCUCCCAGCGGAGUCACAAGCUCUGUUUUUGACGACCCAGUGGUCAGCAAAUUCAUCAACAUGAUGAUGGAAAAUGGAGACAAGAUUUUAGCAAGACAGAUCAUGACACAGACGCUGGAGAACAUAAAGAGGAAACAGGUGGAGAAAUAUCACAAAGCUUCAUCUGGGAAGAAGGAAGAGAUCGAGUGUAAUCCCUACACAAUCCUUCAACAGGCUCUGGAGAACUGCAAGCCUGUUGUUGGGCUGGCCAGCAUCCAGAAAGGUGGAAAGUUCUAUCAGGUGCCCAUCCCACUUACAGACAACCGGCGGCGCUUCCUCGCCAUGAAAUGGAUGAUCACAGAGUGCAGGGAUAACAAACACAGACGUACGCUCAUGUAUGAAAAACUCUCCCAGGAGCUGCUGGCUGCCUUUGAAAAGGAGGGAAAUGUCAUCAAGAAGAAGCACGAGCUGCACAAGAUGGCUGAAGCCAACAGAGCCUACGCCCACUACCGCUGGUGGUAGACGCAGGCCUCUCAGGACUUACAUGUGUCUGCAGAUGAAUGGGUACGCUGGGCAAGAAGAGGGCUCAAAGAGCUGUUGUAAAUAUGAAACUCUGUGAAAGGACUGUAUGAUGAGUAAAAUAUGAGACCAGAGUGUGGCUUUUGUCUUUUUGUAUUAUGCACAAAUGUAACAACUGUGCUAACUUGUAUUUGCUAUUAACACAAGUUCAAUAAACUCAGUUAAGGACAAA
Molecule: messenger RNA, 957 nt
Organism: Cololabis saira (Pacific saury)
Lineage: Eukaryota; Metazoa; Chordata; Actinopteri; Beloniformes; Belonidae
Gene: mrps7
Product: mitochondrial ribosomal protein S7
Exons: 5
Coding region: 39-728 (229 amino acids)
Biological process (GO): ribosomal small subunit assembly; translation
Cellular component (GO): ribosome
Molecular function (GO): rRNA binding; structural constituent of ribosome; mRNA binding
Source: RefSeq, a predicted model, not a curated record